AUGGAUCCCCUUCCCAUACAAACAAUCAUCUGCUUUGUUUGUUGGUCAUUUUGGUUAUUCCCAGUAUGUGCAUCAUUCGGCAGCCGCCUUCUUCCCGACAAGCCGCUUUCUGCUGGAAGCACCAUCACCUCCGACGACGGCACUUUCACCUUGGGAUUCUUCUCUCCGUCCAGCUCCGGCAAAAAACAUUACUACAUCGGAAUAUGGUACAGGAACAUACCUAAAGACAAUGUUGUGUGGGUUGCCAACCGUGCUAUGCCGAUCGCUGAUCCUUCUUCUGCAACACUGGCCUUCACAAACGGAUCCAAACUGGCUCUGUCAGACACCAACGAGGCAACUGGUGGAGAAGCCACGCUUGAUAACAAUGGGAAUUUUAUCCUUCGGUCAUCACAGGGCAUCAUCUUAUGGCAAAGCUUUGAUUACCCGACCGACACUCUCCUUCCAGGUAUGAACCUCAGGGUCACCCAAAAUAUGCAUGCACUACAACGGCUCAUCUCUUGGAGAAGCCCCCAAGACCCAUCCCCGGGCAGCUUCUCAUAUGGGGCAGACCCUGAUGAGUUUCGGCAGUGUAUUAUAUGGAAGGGCUCAACACCAUACCGGCGAAGUUCAGUAUCGAAUAACAAUUUGGUAGCCGGGCAGUAUGUCGAGAGUAUCAAGUCUACAAUUUAUUACACACUGCAAAAUAUUGAUGAUGAGGUCUACAUUUCCUUUGGACUACCAGUACCAAGUGUCUCAUUAGUGCUAAUAAAGAUGGACUACUCAGGCAAGAUAAAGACACGAGUCUGGAAUAGCACUAUGUCCAAAUGGACUGAUCUGGGGUCAGAACCUAACCAGGAAUGCAACAAAUUUGGAUACUGUGGUCCAUUUGGUUACUGCGACAAUACGCAGGCUAUUGUGAAAUGCAAGUGUCUUGAUGGCUUUGAGCCAAACAACAAACAAAACUGGACGGCCCACAGGUUUUCGCAGGGAUGCCACCGGACGGAAGCACUAAGAUGUGAUGAAGGGGAUGUCUUCUUAAAUUUGCCAAGGAUGAAGGUUCCCGACCAGUUCUUGCAUAUCAAGAAUAGAAGCUUAGACGAAUGCAUAGCAGAAUGCACCAGCAACUGCUCCUGCACGGCAUAUGCUUACACCAAUAUGAGCACCAAGGUUAUCAAUGGGGAUCAGACUAGGUGCCUAUUAUGGAUCGGAGAUUUGAUUGACACAGAGAAGUUCAAUGGAGAAGGGGAAAACCUCUAUAUCCGGGUUAAUGAAUUGAGUGAUCAUGCCGCACUGCUGGCCCAGAUCGACUCCACCUGGAUUAGCGUCUCUACAGGACCGCCGUCGGUGUUCCUCAGCGCUCCCGGCUCCCGCUGCUCGUUGCCUCUGCUGGCCACAGCAGACUUCUCUAUGGGCCAGUCGCUCCACCGCCAAGGCGAACCUAGGCUGCUGCUCCUGGCAUCAGCAGGCCGCAUCUCCAGGCAGCCGCUGCUGCACUGCUGCUCCCUGCAUGCUCUGUCCACCCUGGACUUCUCUAGCUUGGCUGCAGUUGAUUCGCUGGAGAUUCCCAGCUCCCGAUCUGGUGAACUGCUUGUUGUGCUGCCGCUGCUUUUGUUUGGAUGCCCAGGUCGCUGCUCCAAAUCUGGUCUCAGGUCGUUGCUCCCAAAUCUGGAGAAUGACUCUCCUGGUCCGAUCGAAGUCGACGGCUGCUGCCUGCCUGCUCACGCGCUUGCUCCUCUACGUGGUGCAUGCUACCUGUUGCUAGCUGCUUACGUGCUGCUACUGCUAGCUACUUCCUGCUGCUACUACUCUGCUGUUUUGGCCUUCGCCGCCAUGAUAUUAUUUUUUCUCUUCCGUUGCGUCCACCAAAACCGUUGA
Molecule: messenger RNA, 1854 nt
Organism: Hordeum vulgare subsp. vulgare (domesticated barley)
Lineage: Eukaryota; Viridiplantae; Streptophyta; Magnoliopsida; Poales; Poaceae
Product: S-locus-specific glycoprotein S13-like
Exons: 4
Coding region: 1-1854 (617 amino acids)
Biological process (GO): recognition of pollen
Source: RefSeq, a predicted model, not a curated record